Messenger RNA from Nannospalax galili (Upper Galilee mountains blind mole rat), 1670 nucleotides. It is a transcript of the gene Fcrlb, whose product is annotated as Fc receptor like B. Gene Ontology annotation, biological process: cell surface receptor signaling pathway; negative regulation of immune response. Gene Ontology annotation, molecular function: transmembrane signaling receptor activity. The record is from RefSeq and is a predicted model, not a curated record. The transcript is spliced from 6 exons. Bases 25 to 1296 code for a protein of 423 amino acids. NCBI's taxonomy places the organism in Eukaryota, Metazoa, Chordata, Mammalia, Rodentia, Spalacidae.
GCAGCUGCUGCAGGUGGACCCAUCAUGUGGACACUUACGGCCCUCCUGCUUCUGGUACCAAGCAGUGGGCAAGCUGCUACUCUGGAGAAGCCCAUCCUGUCUCUGCACCCACCUUGGACCACAAUCUUCAAGGGGGAGCGGGUCACCUUGAGAUGUGAUGGAUACCACCCUCUGCUCCUGGAGCUCCGGCCCAUUAGCACUCUUUGGUAUUUGGGUCAUCUCCUCCUGCCCUCCCACAAGAAGAGCAUUGAGGUGCAGACACCAGGGGUAUAUAGAUGCCAGACACGGGGGGCACCCGUCAGUGACCCCAUCCACCUCUCUGUAUCUAAUGACUGGCUGAUCCUGCAGGUGCCCUACGCUGCAGUGUUCGAAGGAGAACCACUGGUCAUGCGCUGCCGGGGCUGGUACGACAAGAUCGUCUACAAACUUCACUAUUAUCUCGAUGGCCAGGCGGUGCGCUACUUUCAUUCUAGCACCAACUACACGGUGUUGCAGGCACGUGCCAGCGACAGCGGGCGCUACCAGUGCUCUGGCACCAUGAGGAUCCCGGUGGAGAGCGCGCCCAUGUUCUCCACCAAGGUGGCUGUGACCGUGCAAGAGCUGUUCCAGACGCCGGCACUUAAAGUGAUGAGCCCACAGGAGGCCCGCGGCGGCGUGGUCCUGCGCUGCGAGACACGGCUGCACCCGCAAAAGCGUGACACGCCGCUGCAGUUCGCUUUCUACAAGUACAGCCGCCCGGUGCGCCGCUUCGACUGGGGCUCUGAAUACACAGUCCCGGAGCCGGAGGUGGACGAGCUCGAAUCGUAUUGGUGCGAGGCGGCUACCGCCACCCGCAGUGUCCGGAAACGCAGUCCCUGGCUGCAGCUCCCGGGGCGGGGCUCUGCCCUGGAUCUGCAGUCCACCAUCGCGUCCGCCCCACAGGCUGCAGCCUUGGCGCCCGGCAACAAGCCGCUUUCCUUCCGAAAGCCCCCGGUGUCCAGAUCCGUCCCAUCGGUCACUUCCGUCCCGAACAUCACCUCUGCAGAGCUGCAGCUCCCAGAUGGCGAGGUCCCCACUGCUCGGCCGCACGCCUGCGCGCCUCCGCCCGCGCCCUUGGAACGGUCCAAAGGAGAUCUGCAGCCCAAGGUGGACCUUCUGCUUCGAGAAAUGCAGCUGCUGAAGGGCAUUCUGAGCCGAGCGGUCCCAGAAUUAAAGGACUCACAGGCCCUCCCGGAGCUCAGAAAGACCUCUAACGCCCCCACCUCUCACGUUCCUGUGAAUCCUGAGACCCCAGAGACCGCUGUUAUGGAGAGCUGAGUGGGCAGGGAGUGUCCUCUCCCAGGCUGAUUCCUUCAGGGUCUCCUGCUUGAGCGAAUCUUUCAGAGCCUUGUCUGCUUGUGCCCCCUAGUAUUGCUGUGGUUUAAAGAAACGUCAUUGAAGUGCCCUAGUGUGGUUUUCGACAUUACAGUCUGUAACCAGUUUUGAUCUUACACUGUAACUUGUAGCUUAUUCUUUCACAGAAUUCAGUACGGAACUAGAAACCUGUUAUUUACUGCUUUGCGUUUAUGUUUGGAAGGGAAUGGAGUCAUUUCUAGCGCUUCAUAUAAAUCUAGCUGGCACACAUUUCAAUGUAGGUAAUUUUUUGGCAAUUAAGGUUAUUGAGGCCAAUGAGCACUUUAGAACAUUUAAGA